AUGCUUAUCAAAGCGAAAAAGAGUGUUCUCCCUCUCAAGGUUCUUUGCAGUAGCGUGAUUACAGAAAGAAGAGCUAAGGAACUUGAUGUUGCAUUUAUGAUCGACGUUAUUAACACCGACUCGUGCCCUGAGUACAAUGGAUAUAACACGAUGAUGAUAAUGAGUUUUGUUUCUGCUGUCGGAACACUGAUGAAAGGGACUGGACUCUCUGAGGUGUUAGAAUCAACGUUUGCUGGAGUAACAAAAAUGCUCUCUGGAAAGAAAUUUCCACAGAAUGUUAGAGCAAUGAGGCUUGUCGUUGAGGAAAUACUGAGGAGUACCAUACAGAAUAAUAACAUCGGAUCCAUGGAAGAUCUAUUAGCAAGACUUAAAAGAUCUGCUGGUGCAAGCAAGACGUCAAAGCUGUGGGUCGAUUGCUUUAUAAAGCCAAUGUUUAUAAUGAUGAUGUAUGUGCGGGCMGAAAGAGAAGKGGACUGGCCACUGCAUUUGGUGGCUGUGAAACAAAUGCUUCCAUAUUUCUUUGCAUCGGCACAUGUCAACUAUGMCCGUUACGGAUUAUACUAUCUACGUUCCAUGGAAUCCUUGGGUAAUGAAGAAGUUUUAAAGUUCAUGAAGGGAGAGCAUACAAUGCAUCAUGUGUURGGGAUUUGGAACGGGAUAUGGAGCGAUAUGUUCAUCGAGACAACGUUUAUGCGCUACGGGCAUGRUCCCAGUGGUAUAAUUGGUAUUACACUAAAGCCCGAAACCCUCAAAACAUGGGCCCUUGGCCUCCACAUCUGUUCUAGGYUAGAGCAAGACAUUGCUGAUAUCGCCGAAAAUGGACAUCGAGUUACCAGCCAAKUGACUCAUAAAGRGGAGAUGGCAGCCCGCAUCGCAUCAGAUGGUGCAGAUCGAGAGACCAUCAAGAAAAAGCUUGAGUUGUGUAUAGAUCCACUUGAUGCUGCAUCCCAUCCCCCGAAUGUUGUAAACAUUGUGAGCGGAAAAGUAGCUGACAGCAGUGUAAAUGUGCAGGAGGCAGUAGCAAUUGGCAAAACGAUGAUGAAGGAGUUUGAGUCAAAGUGGCCAGAAGGGUUCCGGAACACCAUCUCAAAGAGAGUUAUAACUGUAUCAGAUGGCAAGAAACACAUCAAAGUUGGUUCUCAAAAGGUCUAUGACAAUACUGUAAUUUAUAGUAGAGUUAUUGGAGUUCAAGCAAGCUCGAGGGAAAUUGACCUGAAGAACAUCCUUGGCUACGAACUUGCCCCAGUGCCCACGUCAAUGUUCCUCGACAGUGGGGAGAUGAGAAUUUGUAAGUCUAAAUCUGACUUGAAAAACAAAAUGGCAAUCAGUUCUUCAGCCAGAAUCGUCAGUGACUUUGUUGAUAAUUUCAAGAGAUAUUUAGCAACAAAGCUUGUUGAAGCAGAUGUAUACUUGAUCUUCGACAGAUAUGAAGAGUACAGCACGAAGAGUGUUACAAGAGAUGGAAGAAAGUGUGAAGCAAGCAGGGUUUAUCAGCUUUCACCAAAUACACCCCUUCCAUCCCAAAAGGCUGUGUUGACCGUGUCUGAAAACAAGAAACAGCUCAUGGAAAUAAUCUGCAUCAGUCUGGUUGAAGAUACGGCGUUUCAUAAUCAGCAUACAACUACACACAAACUCGUGAUAACUGGUAAUGAUAUUCCAAAAGAAGUCCACCUGGGUGUUGUUAUUGAAAGGAGAGAUAUUGCCACAUCGCACGAGGAGGCAGACAACAUCAUUGCACAGCAGGCCUUGAUGUGUGCAAAACAGCAUAGAAGUACUACAAUUGUCAUUGCUGAUGAUACUGAUGUAUUUGUUCUUCUGCUAUAUCAUUACCACAAUGAGCGCAUGACAUCUCCUAUGUUAAUGACAUCACCGAUUCAGCAAAGGACUGACAUACAAGCAACGGUAGAAGAAUACCAAGCCAUCAUACCUGGCUUACUAGGAGCACAUGCAAUUUCUGGCUGUGAUACCGUGGCAACAUAUUUCGGCAUUGGUAAAGGAACUGUUCUGAAAAAUCUAAUUGCCACUCCUGAUGCUGUGAACAAGCUGGGCUGUCUUGAUUUGCCAUUAUCAGACGUCAUUGAUCAAGCAACGAAGUUCAUUGGUGCCUGCUACAACUUCAAAGACAUCAGAGAUGGUGUAGGUUGUGAUUGA
Messenger RNA from Exaiptasia diaphana, 2151 nucleotides. RefSeq lists its product as uncharacterized. Bases 1 to 2151 code for a protein of 716 amino acids. The transcript has 5 exons. The record is from RefSeq and is a predicted model, not a curated record. Lineage: Eukaryota; Metazoa; Cnidaria; Anthozoa; Actiniaria; Aiptasiidae.